UUGCGCGCUAGUUUUAUGUGACUAUACACAUUUAUAUACUAUAUGUAUAUUUCUGACAUUUCCGGUCUUACGAGUCAGCUGAUCAAUUUCAUUCCUGUCUACUUGAUAGUUCUUACAAUUAUGUCUGGAAAAGAAAAACUUGCAAUUUUCCCUUCCCGGGGAGCACAAAUGUUAAUGAAAUCCCGUUUACAUGGGGCACAAAAGGGUCAUGGUUUGUUAAAAAAGAAAGCAGAUGCAUUGCAAAUGCGUUUUAGAUUAAUUUUGGGUAAAAUUAUUGAGACAAAAACUCUUAUGGGAGAAGUGAUGAAGGAAGCAGCUUUCUCAUUAGCUGAAGCCAAAUUUGCAACUGGAGAUUUUAAUCAAGUAGUUCUUCAGAAUGUGACAAAAGCACAGAUUAAAAUUAGAUCUAAGAAAGAUAAUGUUGCUGGUGUUAAUCUUCCAGUAUUUGAAUCUUAUCAAGAUGGUACAGAUACAUAUGAAUUAGCAGGUUUAGCAAGAGGUGGACAACAAUUGGCAAAAUUGAAAAAAAAUUAUCAAAGAGCAAUCAAAUUAUUAGUGGAAUUAGCUUCUUUACAAACAAGUUUUGUAACUUUGGAUGAAGUUAUUAAAAUUACAAAUCGUCGUGUAAAUGCUAUUGAACAUGUUAUCAUUCCAAGAAUUGAGAAAACACUUGCUUAUAUAAUUUCUGAGUUGGAUGAAUUAGAAAGAGAAGAAUUCUAUCGAUUAAAGAAAAUUCAAGAUAAGAAAAAACAAGCAAAAGCAAAGCUUGAGGCAGCUAGAGCAGAGAUGAUAGCUUCCGGUAAAGACGUAGAAGCUGCAAAUAUGCUUGAUGAAGGAGAUGAUGACAUUUUAUUUUAAACAUUGUACACAAUUUAUUUUCACAAUCUAUAGUAUUAAAAAAUUGUUUUAAUUUUGAAUGAAUGUGUUAAUGAAUGAAUCCAGUGAAAUAUGAGAAUACAUUUAGUACUUUCACAAAAAUCUUAAAACAAUAUUAAUUUUAUAUUUCAGUUAUA
Messenger RNA from Apis florea (little honeybee), 1013 nucleotides. RefSeq names its product V-type proton ATPase subunit Vha36-1 (gene Vha36-1). NCBI's taxonomy places the organism in Eukaryota, Metazoa, Arthropoda, Insecta, Hymenoptera, Apidae. Gene Ontology annotation, molecular function: proton-transporting ATPase activity, rotational mechanism. The record is from RefSeq and is a predicted model, not a curated record.